ACCCGGGCAUGUGCCCCAAUGGGGAAUCGAACCCCGACCUCCUGGUUCAUAGGUUGAUGCUCAACCACUCAGUCACACUGGCUGGGCCCUAAUUUGUAUCUACCGCAGGUACCAUCAGAGCUCUAACGUCACACGGGCUCCACAAAGCCUUCGGCCCUGCUGCCCCCACCUCGACGUUCUCCCUUGGUUGUGUUUUGGCAGCAGUGAGACAGGAACUUUCCAAAACGAACUUCUGUGAAGAGCCCGAAACACAAAAGCACCAGGAGAGAUGGCUUCGGGCCUAGAAGACCCUGUGUGGGCAUGGCCUUGACUGUCCUGUUGGUCCCUGACAUCGUCUACUUUGUGACUUGGCUAAGCCAGGAGCUUAAAAUGGGGCUGGCCUCUGGGGGCGAGAUCCCUGCUUGUGGGCGAGCCUCGCUGGCCACCCAGCACCCACCUCUGCACCCAGCUUUGAUUCUUUCUGCCAAUUGGGACAGUCACUCUGCUAGGGUAGUUUUUUGUUUGUUUGUUUUUGUGUGUUUUUUAUUGCUAGGCGAGGUGGCAGGUGUGACGUGACCUGAGAAAGCGAUGGUUCUUGGUCACAGACAGGUUUUCGUGGUGGGGCACAGGGAAGACCCAGCUCUGUGAUGUUGACUAGCUUCCUGCAGGGGUUCACCCUGGAACUCUAUCAUUCAUCAAAGGCCCUAAGUAGUGCAGACACUGCACCUCAAAGGAGAGAAGAAAAUGGUAUGGCCGUUCCUCAAAAAAAUUAAACAGAACUACCAUGUGACCCAGCAAUCUCUCUUCUGGGUAUGAACCCCAAAGAGUCAAAAGCAGGGAGUUGAAGAGAGAUUUGUUCACCCACAUUCAUUGCAGCAUUAUUCACCACAGCCAGAAGGUGGGAGCAGCCCAAGUGUCCGUUGACGGAUGAGUAGAGACACAAAUGUGGUCGGUCCACACAGCAGAAUAUUAUGCAGCUUGAAAAAGGAAGGUAAUUCUGCCCUGGCCGGGCAGCUCAGUGGGUUAGAGCAUCAUCCCUAUAUGCCACGGUUGUGGGUUCAAUUCCCAGUCAGGGCACACACAUGAAUGCGUGGAUGAGUGGAACAACCAAUCGAUGUUUCUCUUUCUAAUCAAAAGUUUUUUAUUUUAAUUUAAUUGAAAACAUUUUUAAAAGGAAGGUAAUUCUGACAUGUGCCACAGCAUGCAUGAACCUUGGGGACAUUGCGCUCAGUGCAACAAACAGUCAGAAAAGGACAAAGAUCCCCCUGAUAGGAGGUCCCUAGAGUCGUCAAAUUCAUAGAAACAGAAAGUAAAACAGUGGUUGCCAGGGACUGGGGGGAGGGGUGGCUGGGGAAUGUAGUGCUUCACGGGGAAGAGUUCCAGUCUGGGAAGAUGGGAGAGUCCUGGAGAUGGGUGGUGGUGACGGUGGCACCGCGUGUGACAGUACUGAAUGCCUCAGAACCGUACACCAGAAAAGGUUAACGUGCUGACAUCGUUGGCUGUGUGUGUUUUAACCACUGUUUUUUUUUUCGGGGGGGAGCGGACGGAAAGCGAUGAGAACCAGGCACAGGAAGCACGUGACUUCUGGGUAGAAGGAAGGAAGAAACCUGAAUUAAUACGUCAGACCCCAAGACACCAGGGCACCCAGCGGCAGCAUCUCAUGCAGCUUCCACCUCUCGGGGUGUACUGGACCCCUGGCCACCGCUCCUUCCCCAUCACUCACUCCAUCCAGCAGAUGACAGUUCUUUGAAGCUAGAUGCUUACAAGUUUAGAACUAUCCUAACUUCCUGGUGAACUGACCUUUUCAUUUAGGCACUUACCCUGUUCCUAGCCAGCUGGCCCCUGGGCCUCCUGGCCACAGCUGGAGCAAGAAGGCUGGAUGUGUCAGGACCAAAAGCCUCCUGGCAAGACCCUCCCCACCAUCGGACUCCCCCUCACCUGCUCACUGCGUCUGAGGAUCCUACAACAGGCCCCCUCAGCUGCCAGCCCGUGGAUGCCAUUUGAGAUGUCCCCUUUCUGUUGCUGGGGCCUGCCCGCAGCUCUUCUUGCUGUGCUCUUCUGCCCAGGGUCUGGCGAGGAGGCGUUCGAGGUCUACAUGUGGCCAGAGCAGCUGGUGGUGAAGCACGGAGGGUCCUCUAAGAUCAACUGCAGCACCAGCUGUCUGCAGCCCACUAUCAGCGGUUUGGAGACCACCCUAAGCAAGACUCUGCUGGACAAGCAGCCUCAGUGGGAGCUCUACGAGGUCUUCAACGUCUCCACGGACACGGUCGUAUAUUGCCACUUCACCUGCUCUGGGAGGCAGGUGCAGAGGAAUGCCAGCAUCACCGUGUUCUACCCCCCAGAGCAAGUGCUGCUGAAGCUGCAGCCCACUUGGGUGACUGUGGGCAAAGUCUUCACCAUGGAGUGCAGGGUGCCGGCGGUGGCACCCCUUGAGAACCUCACCCUCACCUUGUUCCGUGGCCAGGAGCCCCUGCACAUGCAGAAAUUUGAGGGGGAAACAGCUGCCCCCCAAGAAGCCAUGAUCACACACAACAGCACGGCUCACAAGGAAGACGGUCGCCACAACUUCUCCUGCCGGGCUGAGCUGGACCUGAAAACUCGUGGUGGGGGUUUGAUCCGAAAAACCUCAGAGCCCCAGGUGCUUGAGAUCCAUGAGCCCAUGCCGGACAACCAGAUGGUCAUCAUCAUCGCCGUUGUGUCGGUGCUGCUGCUGCUGUUUGUGGCGUCCGUCCUGCUGUGCUUUGUCUUCGGCCAGCAGUGGCACCAGAGGCGGAGCGGCAAUUACGGGGUACAAGCCGCGUGGAGGAGGCUGAGACGCUCCUACCGGGCAUAGCCUGCGUGGGGUCGUGGCCCCGGCCCCGGCAGCCAC
Molecule: messenger RNA, 2848 nt
Organism: Myotis myotis
Lineage: Eukaryota; Metazoa; Chordata; Mammalia; Chiroptera; Vespertilionidae
Gene: ICAM2
Product: intercellular adhesion molecule 2
Exons: 7
Coding region: 1859-2812 (317 amino acids)
Biological process (GO): cell-cell adhesion
Cellular component (GO): membrane
Molecular function (GO): integrin binding
Source: RefSeq, a predicted model, not a curated record